AUGCCUCAACACAGAUAUAAUCUUAGGCCUGGGGCAAAGGGUCGCCAGAAGGCAAGCCCGACGCCAGAGCCUGAGCCGGAGGGAUCUGCUGGCAGCAGAUCCUCGCCAGAGGCGCAGGCUCCGAAAAAGGGAAAAAAGGUUGCCAAAGCUCGCCGAAAGAAGAAAGUGCAAGCGCGGAAGAGGGCACAGAGUACCCCAAGCGCUGAUGGUGCUGGUUCGCCGCAGGGAGAGCAAGAGGAGGAUGCGGCACAAGAAGUCGUCGAGCCUCAGCUGCCAGAGCCUGAACCGGAAUCCUCACCAGAGGUGCAGGCUCCAAAAAAGGCGAAAAAGGUUGCCAAAGCUCGCCGAAAGAAGAAAGUGCGAGCGCGGAAGAGGGCACAGAGUACCCCCAGUGCUGAUGGUGCUGGUUCGCCACAGGAACAAGAGGGCGCGGCACAAGAAGCCGUCGAGCCUCAGCCGGCAGCCCAAGAGGAGCAAGCGGACGCAGUACAAGAGCCCGUCGAGCCUCAGCCGGCAGCCCAAGAGGAGCAAGCGGACGCAGUACAAGAACCCGUCGAGCCUCAGCCGGCAGCCCAAGAGGAGGAAGCGAACGCGGCACAAGAGCCCGUCGAGCCUCAGCCGGCAGCCCAAGAGGAGCAAGCGGACGCAGUACAAGAACCCGUCGAGCCUCAGCCGGCAGCCCAAGAGGAGGAAGCGGACGCUGGUGUGGUUGACCGUCAGGUGAGUCCUGCCUCACCCGAGGGCUCAUACUCACCACCCAGCGCAGCCAUUCGCUUGAUGGAGAGAUAUCAGAAUCCUCCAGAAGGCCUCGACGAUGCUGGCGGUGGUGCUGCGGGGGUAGAGAGUCCCGGGAAUGAUCAUCCGGGCAUGAAUGAGCAGGAUGGAUCACCUGGCCAUCAAGAGAAUCUUGGAGGGCCAGCAAAUCAGGCGCAAGAAAUCGCUGGAGACCUUGUUUCCCCGGUGCCGGAUGGCCUACCAAGAGGGGACCUUGACGCACAGUGGGACGCUCUGGAUCAGGCGAUGAUAAGGGACGCGGUCCAGAACCAGCAGGACCAUAUGGUUCCAGCUGGUCCAGCGCGAUCCCCAGGGAGGCCACCGACGGCAGAGGAUCAUGCAGCGCAUGGGAUUCAGCCGGAGGGCGAAAAUCCGUACAGUCCCGAACUGGCUGCCCUGCUAGGAAUCGACCUCCAAAACAAGCAGCUCCUUGUCGCCGAGGCCGUGGCCUACCACGCCGCCCGGGAGCGGCAGGCCCGCGAGGCGCCCGAUCCCCGCCGCGCAGAGCGCGACGGCUGGCAGAGCUGGUGGCCCCAGCACGACCCUCUGGUUAGGGAGUGGGUCGGGGAUAGGUGGAACGAGAUGUCGAGACAAGAGAAGGAUGAGCUUCUGCAGGAUCUUGCCAGCUCUGACGCGCCGGAAGCCAGGCGCAGGCAAAUGGCGGCGGAUAUCCAGGAGGCAGAGGCACUUCGGCGGCGGCAGUGGAACGAACAGAUGGAAAAACAACUUUUGGAGCGUGAGGACAAUGUGGAGAUUGCGGAUGACGGCCAGCCGCAGGUGCGGCUGUCACUGGAGAAUUUUACUGCCGCCGUAGCCUGGGAGGUGGCUGAGCAGACUCGUGUCUAUCCAGCUUGGGCGACGCCGGAUGAGGUGUAUCGGGUGGACGACGCCUCUUCUUGA
Thyridium curvatum is the source of this 1674-nucleotide messenger RNA. RefSeq lists its product as uncharacterized. Bases 1 to 1674 code for a protein of 557 amino acids. The record is from RefSeq and is a predicted model, not a curated record. Lineage: Eukaryota; Fungi; Ascomycota; Sordariomycetes; Thyridiales; Thyridiaceae. The transcript has a single exon.